AUUUCAAGAUUUUUUACACUUAUGAACCUAACCUUACUUUUAGUAUAUUGCAGUUAAAUUAGUUUUUACAUGAAUCGUUAGAAAUUAAAUAUAAUUUGUUACUAUCGUAAACGAAAUUUUAACAAUUUAACUAUGGCCUUGCGAAUUUUACGAAUUGUUAAAAAUUCUAAUCGUCGAUUGUUAAUAGAGGAAAAUCUGAACACUGUUUGUUUAGGAGUAUGCUACCCUGUACGUGAAAAGCAUCGUUUGAAUCCGAAACCACGACUGAGAAAUCCCACAUGGUUUGUUAGGAAAGAAAUUAAUGAUAAAGAUGAAUUAAUAACAGCAGAAAAUAAAACCUUUUUGAAAGAAAUCGUCGAGGAUAAAAUGAUUGAGGCUACCAAAAAUGAAUCACCAAUGAUAAGUGGGAUUGACUGGAAUCCCAGAUUCCAAAGAACAGGGGUUCUUGCAAAAAAAAUUGGCAUUUAUCCAAUGUGGAUGAAAAAUGGGACAAAAAUGCUGACUACUUUAUUACAGAUUCUUGACAAUCAUGUUAUUAAAUAUUAUUCUCCUGAAGAGUAUGAUCAACCUAGAAAGCGUCCAACCAAAAUUUAUAAUAAAAAGGGUUGUUUGUUGUUGGGAGCUGAAGCAACAGAUCCUUCAAUGUUCACAAAGGAAUACUGUGGACUUUUUAAAGAUUCAGGGGUAAUACCAAAAAGAUACCUGGCUAGAUUUUUUAUUAGUCCUGAUGCAGCUUUACCGCUUGGUACCUUAAUUACAGCCAGACACUUUCAAGUUGGCAAUUAUGUUGAUGUUAGAGGAAAAACGAUUGAUCGUGGAUUUCAAGGUGUUAUGAAACGACAUGGUUUCAAAGGCAUGCCUGCCUCUCAUGGUGUUACAAAGACACACAGACGUGGUGGUAAUAUUGGCGGUGGUGGUGAAAAAGGAAGAGUUUGGCCAGGUACCAAAAUGCCUGGUCACAUGGGAAAUAGAUAUCGAAUCACUAGAGGAUUAAAGAUAUGGAGAAUCAAUACUAAACAUAAUGUACUUUAUGUUAGUGGUCAAGCUAUUCCAGGAGAGACCAACUCAUUGGUUUAUAUUUAUGAUACUAAAUUGCCAUUGAGAAAACCACAAAAUCCUGUACCAUUUCCAACAUACUUGGGAGAAAGUAAUGAAGAUGAUUCAGAUGAUGUUUAUGAUGAAGCCGUACAUGUAUUUUCUAGUGAAUCCACAAUUUUUAGCCAAGAAUAG
Molecule: messenger RNA, 1230 nt
Organism: Cylas formicarius (sweet potato weevil)
Lineage: Eukaryota; Metazoa; Arthropoda; Insecta; Coleoptera; Brentidae
Gene: mRpL3
Product: large ribosomal subunit protein uL3m
Exons: 5
Coding region: 133-1230 (365 amino acids)
Biological process (GO): translation
Cellular component (GO): ribosome; mitochondrial large ribosomal subunit
Molecular function (GO): structural constituent of ribosome
Source: RefSeq, a predicted model, not a curated record